AUGGCCGCGCCUAGGACAUAUAACAACAACCAAGGCUACAUGCAGAACGGUGGUGUCCCUCAGCCGGGAGCUGCUCCUCUUCUGCCGAACCAGGGCCGUGUCAUCCAGAAUGGUCCUAUGCGAGUUCUCUGCAUCGCUGAUGUCCGAGGUAACCUGCGAUCGCUCAACGACCUUGCCAAACAGGCCCGCGCCAACUACAUCAUCCACACUGGCGACUUCGGUUUCUACGAUGAUACAUCUCUCGAUAGGAUCGUCGAGAAGACGCUGAAGCACGUCGCCCAGUACUCUCCCCUCAUCCCAGAGCCCGUCAAGAAGGCCAUCCAACAAGGGGGACCUGGCCCCAUCAAGUCUCGAUUCCCCGCUAGCGACCUGCCUCUCUCCGAGCUCCCCUUGCUUCUUAGCGGCGAACUCAAGCUCGACGUGCCUGUUCACACUGUUUGGGGUGCCUGCGAAGAUGUUCGUGUCCUUGAAAAGUUUCGAUCCUCCGAAUACAAGGUCCACAAUCUCCACAUCAUUGAUGAGGCCAGAUCCAUGCUGCUAGAGAUUGGCGGCGUCAAGCUGCGUCUGCUGGGUCUCGGUGGUGCAGUUGUUAUGCACAAGCUCUUUGACAAUGGAGAGGGCCGCACCACCAUCGCCGGUGGACAGGGCACGAUGUGGACUACCCUUCUCCAAAUGGGUGAGCUGGUAGACACUGCUCACAGAGUUUACGAUCCGACCGAAACUCGCGUCUUCAUCACCCAUGCCUCUCCCGCUAGAGAGGGUAUUCUUAACCAGCUUUCCGUGGCACUGAAGGCCGAUUUCUCAGUCUCGGCUGGCCUUCAUUUCCGCUACGGAAGCUCUUACAACGAGUUCAGCGUCAACCCUACGCUUGACCACUACCGUGGCAAGCUCGCUGCCUCCAAGGCCUCCUUCAACGACGUUUGGGAAACUGUCAAGGGCGAGGUUGAGCCCGCCAUCGCUCAAAAUGAAGCUCAACAGAACCUCCUCAAGAACGCCCUCCAGAUUGUAGAAAAGAUGCCUACUACCGCCGCUGGCGGCAACCCCUUCGGCGGCCCGGUUAGUGGUCAUGCUGCCCUCGGACAGGUUGAUGAGAGCGCAUUUAAAAACAUGUGGAACUUCAACUUGGCCGAUGCCGCUUUUGGCUAUCUUGUUUUGGAGAUCCAAGACGGCCGUAUUGGCACAGAGAUGCGCGCUCAGGGUUUCAACUUUUCUCAUAGAGGAGCCAAGCAGCAGCCUGGCUCUGCCGCCAGUGCGCCCGUCACAUCAACCUCUGCCAGUGCCCCUACACCUCCUCCCGCUUCUGCAGCCCUCGCUUCUCGUCCGGCUCCCGAGAAACACGAGAAGCAUGAGAAGCAUGAGAAGCAGACCAAGGGUUCCACACCAGCCAAGCCGGCCACUCCUCAGCCCAACCAGAGCAACGCCAACAAGGACUCGGAGAAGACUCCUGCUUCAGCCAACGGCGGCCCUGAGCCUGUUAAUUCCCCACCUCCCAAGAUUGUCCCCUCCGAUAUCAUCGGUCUGUUCAUCAUGAAUGUCAGCACAGAGGAUCAGUGUCGCGAAUUGUUCAACAACGAGGACAAGGCGAAGAUUAUCAAGAUCGACAAGUGGGGUAGCUCGAACAAGGUUGUUCAGUUCAAGAACAUCAUCGAACGAGACACUGCCAUGAACAAUCUGCCAGACUCCGUCAAGACAAGGACCUCGGAGGACCGCAGCAAGCCCUGGGUUAAGAUCUUCCAGCCCCGAGAGACCAAGGUCAGUGCUCGUGGUGGUGCUGGAAACUGGGGCGGCAGUGGACGCGGCGGUGCCAGCGCCAGCGGAUACCGCAGUGCUGGAGGAGCCAGUGACUCUGAAAGCAACAUUCGCGGUGGGCGCGGUGGGCGCGGUGGUCGCGGCCGAGGCGGUGACCGCGGCCGAGGUGGUCGCGGCCGCGGAGGCAAGGGUGACGCUGGCACAUCCUCGCCCGCUGGCGCCGGCGCAGAGUAA
This is a messenger RNA of Akanthomyces muscarius, 1983 nucleotides long. RefSeq lists its product as uncharacterized. Bases 1 to 1983 code for a protein of 660 amino acids. Lineage: Eukaryota; Fungi; Ascomycota; Sordariomycetes; Hypocreales; Cordycipitaceae. The transcript has 3 exons. The record is from RefSeq and is a predicted model, not a curated record.